Trichosporon asahii var. asahii CBS 2479 is the source of this 3393-nucleotide messenger RNA. Its product is annotated as cytoplasm protein. Gene Ontology annotation, cellular component: endoplasmic reticulum membrane. The transcript has 7 exons. Gene Ontology annotation, biological process: protein N-linked glycosylation; oligosaccharide metabolic process. Bases 1 to 3393 code for a protein of 1130 amino acids. Lineage: Eukaryota; Fungi; Basidiomycota; Tremellomycetes; Trichosporonales; Trichosporonaceae. Gene Ontology annotation, molecular function: Glc3Man9GlcNAc2 oligosaccharide glucosidase activity. The record is from RefSeq and is a predicted model, not a curated record.
AUGUCGGCGAAACGCCUCCAGAGCAAGCUCUUCGGCACCCACGCUUCGCCGACGCUCCAGGGCGAAGACGACCGCAGUGGUGCCAGCACCCCCGUCCCGCCUGGCGUUGCGACACCGACCGAGCUGAAGAUCGACAUUCCCCCUCCCGGCAGCUCAACCGCUGGAAAGGUCGGAAAGGACUUGUCUGCUCUUCCUCGCAUUGCGCAUGACACCAGCGAGAGUCGCGAUAGAUGGCUCUGCCUUGAUCCGAUAUGCAGCUGCGUAGUCUCUACAUCCGAAGCUGACCCUCCCAGCCUUCCCAAGCGCGCGAGUGCCCCCAAGGACGACGAGAAGACGCCGCCUGCGGAGCGUGGAGCUUCCCCGCGCCCCACCUCGGGCAGCGACCCAGCCACGCCGAGGGAGAGGAAGCCCCUCCGUGACCGCCUGCUAGACUCGCUUGGCUCGCGCUACCGCUCUGUCGAGGCGUACCGCCUGGAGCAGUCCGACAAGUACGAGGUGCAUUGGAAGCGAUGGGGUCCCUACCUGUCCGAGAGGCAGUGGGGAACCGUCCGCGAGGACUACAGCGCGAACGGUGAUGCCUGGAACUCAUUCCCCUUCUCCAUGUCCAAGUCGCGCGCGUACCGCUGGGGUGAGGACGGUAUCGCGGGUAUCUCGGACAACCACCAGCGGCUGUGUUUCUCGCUUGCGCUGUGGAACGGCAAAGACGACAUCCUCAAGGAGCGUCUGUACGGCCUCACGGGCGAGCAGGGCAACCACGGCGAGGACGUCAAGGAGAUCUACUACUACCUCGACUCGUCGCCGACGCACUCGUACAUGAAGACGCUGUACAAGUACCCGCAGGCCAAGUUCCCGUAUGAGAAGCUGCUCGAGGAGAACCGCAACCGCUCGCGCGAGGUUAGCGAGUAUGAGAUCAUCGACACGGGCGUCUUUGACGAGGACCGCUACUGGGACGUGUUCACCGAGUACGCCAAGGACGAGGAAGACCCGAAUUCGAUCUCGGUCCGUAUCACGGCGUACAACCGUGGCCCCGACCCCGCCGACCUGCACAUUCUUCCCCAGCUCUUCUUCCGCAACACCUGGAGCUGGCCGAAGGAGCUCCCCGAGAACAUGCCGAACAUGCGUGAGGUCGCUGAGGGUGUCAUUGAGGCCGACCACGAGUCGCUCGGCACCACCCGCCUGUACUGCAUGCCCUCGCCCGCGCCGGCUGCGCCAACCAAGGGUGGCGUUGUCCUCGUCGACGGCCCGAGCGUCGUUCCCGACCUGCUGUUCACGGAGAACGAGACGAACUACGAGCGCCUCUACGGCGGCCACAACAGGACGCCGUUCAAUAAGGACGCGUUCCACGACUACAUCAUUCCCUGGCACCGUCCCGAGGUAAAGUCGGAGAAGAAGGAGAACGAGGACGGCGAGAAGAUCGAAACCGAGGAGGUCAAGCGCUACCCCGCCAAUCACUUUGUGAACCCGGCGCACCGCGGAACCAAGGCGGCCGCGCACUACUCGUUCAAGAAUGUGCCGGGCAAGGGCGGCUGCGUCGUUGUGCGCCUCAAGCUCACGCCCAACUCGCCCGCCGAGGACCCCGCGAUCCUGGACGAGGAGCUGUUUGACGACACGAUCGAGGACCGCCGCCUCGACUGCGACGAGUUCUACUCGCACCUCGGCCGCGGACCGCUGAACGAGGACCUGCGCAGCAUCAUGCGCCAGGCACUCGCUGGUAUGCUGUGGACGAAGCAGUACUACCAGUACAUCCAGAAGGAGUGGAUUGAGGGCGACCCCGGGCAGCCGCCUCCCCCGCCUGAGCGCAGGCGCGUCCGCAACGCCGACUGGCGCCACCUGUACAUCAACGACAUUCUGUCGAUGCCCGAUAAGUGGGAGUACCCCUGGUUCGCGACGUGGGACACUGCCUUCCACUGUAUCCCUCUCGCGAUGGUCGACCCCGGAUUCGCCAAGAAGCAGCUCGACCUGCUCACGCGCGAGUGGUACAUGAAGCCCGACGGCGCACUUCCGGCGUACGAGUGGAACUUCUCCGACGUCAACCCGCCCGUGCACGCUUGGGCCACGUUCCGUGUGUUCAAGAUUGAGCGUCAGUGGCACGGCGUCGAAGACCUCAACUUCCUCGAGCGUGUCUUCCAGAAGCUCCUCAUCAACUUUACGUGGUGGGUCAACCGCAAGGAUGCGGAUGGCAACAAUGUCUUCGAGGGCGGCUUCCUUGGUCUCGACAACAUUGGUCCGUUCAACCGAUCCGAGCCCCUGCCCGGAGGUGGCGUGCUCCGCCAGGCCGACGGUACUAGCUGGAUGGGCUUCUACUGCCUGAACAUGCUCAGCAUCGCCCUCGAGCUCGCCAAGCACAACCCGACGUACGAGGACAUUGCGUCCAAGUUCUUCGAGCACUUCCUCUACAUCGCCGAUGCAAUGACAUACCCGGCCAGCGACGACCAGCAGCUCUCGCUCUGGAACGACGAGGACGGCUUCUACUACGACGCCAUUCAGUGGGGCUACGGCCACGCGGAGCAGAUUCGCGUUCGCUCCAUGGUCGGUCUCAUGCCGCUCUACGCGACGCUUGUUCUUGAGCCGCAGGUCCUGAACCGCUUCCCCGGAUUCCGCAAGCGUCUCGACUGGUUCGUCGAGAACCGUCCCGACAUUAGCCAGCGCAACAUUGCCUCGCUGAAGAAGCGUGGUAAGGGCGACCGUCUCCUGCUCGCAUUCGCGGACAAGGAGCGUCUCAAGCGUAUCCUCGAGAAGAUGCUGGCUGAGGACGAGUUCCUGUCCGAGUUCGGUAUCCGCUCCCUCAGCUACUACCACCACGACCACACGUUCAACAUGCGCGUCGAUGGCCAGGACUUUGGCGUCGAGUACUGGCCCGGCGACUCGAAGAGCGGCAUGUUUGGUGGAAACUCCAACUGGCGAGGACCUAUCUGGCUCGCUGUCAACUUCCUGCUCAUCGAAAGCUUGCAGCGAUUCCACCAGUACUACGGCGACUCGUUCCAAGUCGAGUGCCCUGUCGGAUCGGGAGACCACCGUAUCAUCCACAUCUUCAGUCGCGACGAGGCGGGUCGCCGUGCCGUGAACGGAGGUAACCCCAAGUUCAACAAGGACCCGUACUUCCGCGACUACUUCUUCCACGGCAACGACGGACGCGGUCUCGGCGCCAGCCAUCAGACGGGCUGGACUGGACUCGUCGCCUGGUCAAUCCACAAGACCGGAGAGUUCUGCCGUCUCCCGAAGACGCCCAAGACGCCGCGAUCACGUGAGUUACCCAUGCUUUCUCACAAACUGACAACAGUCGCUCGCCACUACUUCGACGACCAGAUCAACACGCCGAGCGUCGAUGGCUCGCUCUACUCGGCGUACACGGACGCGUCGACGUGGGACGAGCCCGAGCCCGACGAGCUCUAA